Molecule: messenger RNA, 4405 nt
Organism: Sus scrofa (pig)
Lineage: Eukaryota; Metazoa; Chordata; Mammalia; Artiodactyla; Suidae
Gene: EREG
Product: epiregulin
Biological process (GO): positive regulation of cell population proliferation; positive regulation of mitotic nuclear division; epidermal growth factor receptor signaling pathway
Molecular function (GO): epidermal growth factor receptor binding; growth factor activity
Source: RefSeq, a predicted model, not a curated record
ACUUCCCUGACGGGCCGGGUGUCGGAGGGACGCGGCCGCCGCGUGGCUCCCGACCAGCUCUCCGCAGCGCGCCCGCUUCGCCCAGCCCGCGCCCGCGCCCUGCACACGCUCACCCGGGGAAGAAGAUGGAGCCGCGCCGCGCCCGCGGGGUCCCCACGCUGCUGCUCUGCCUGGGUUUCCAUCUUCUGCAAGCUGUUCUCAGUACAACUGUGAUUCCUUCUUGUAUCCCAGGAGAGUCUGAGGAUAACUGCACAGCUUUAGUUCAGACAGAAGAUAAUCCACGCGUGGCUCAAGUGUCAAUAACAAAGUGUAGCUCUGACAUGAAUGGCUACUGUUUGCACGGACAGUGUAUCUACCUGGUAGACAUGAGUGAAAAUUACUGCAGGUGUGAAGUGGGUUACACUGGUGUCAGAUGCGAGCACUUCUUCUUAACCGUCCAACAACCUCUGAGCAAAGAGUAUGUGGCUUUGACCGUGAUUCUUGUUAUCUUGUUCCUCAUCAUAGUUGCUGGUUCCAUAUACUAUUUCUGCAGAUGGUACAGAAAUCGAAAAAGUAAAGAACCAAAGAAAGAAUAUGAAAGAGUGUCCUCAAGGGGUCCGGCUCUGCCACAAGUCUGAAUGGUGCCAUUAAGCUUCUGAUCAGGGGUGCACCGCACGCCUGGUUGUGUUAAUAUUCCUAUUUUAUUAAUAAUAUUUAUGUGGGGUCAUGUGUUAAGUCAACAGUGAUGUCUUUUUAAUAUGCUAAGAAAAGUUUUUAUGUUUUGUUUUAUUUUUGUCAGAUUAUUUGCUAAUAUGUAAUGUACACAAAUAUUUAAUAUGGAAAGAAAAUGGCUAUUUUUGUAAGAAAUCAUCUCCUGGGCUAAAUGCUUUAUUGAAAGCUUCAAAACUUCUUUGCCUGUUGCAUAAUACGUAGGCAUGAGCAGUGCCCAAUUCGUUGUUCAGGAAGUGUCAGCAAAUGACAGAUUUCUGUAAGCCUAAGUAUACAGUCAAAUCAACUUAAUAAGUAUUUUUUUUCUGCUUCUCCAAUCAAUGAGCAUUGGUUUGACUCUCUUAUAUUUGGUGUAUGUGUUGGCACCACUGUGCCAUGGAUUAUAACAGUAAUGCUAUGGCAACUAGGGAGAAGCAAAUAGAGAUUGUGGGCUAAACACUACACGUUUGAAACACACUAAACCGUGGGAGACUCUCCUCCCUCCAUGCACACCCUCACUGUGUAUCUGCUUGGAGGGAAAACACACCAUUUCCUAUUCUAGCCCAUGGCUUCUGCGGGUACUAGUCACCCACCUGACAGAGUCUCCUUAAGAAAAUGAAUUGAAAACUUAAUUUUCUACCAUCUUUUAUGUAGAGAGUAGCUAUCUUGCAGCUUUGCAGUGUUCUUUUUUUUUUUGAAAUGCAACAUUUAUGUGAGGUAACUGUGGCUCGUGAGACAAUUAAAAAAAAUCCACACAUGAAGCCAAAAUUUGUGCUUCCUUUUAAGAAUAUUUAUUUCCAUAGCAUAAAUAUUAGAAGAAUCCUAAGACUAAUCAUAGUCCAAAAUUUGAUGGACUAAUUAUUAUUUUAAAGGGUAGUAUAAGACAGUAAUUCUAUGUAUUGUCUAAAGGUGGAAACACAGCCAUUUCAUUUUCUAUAUAAGAGGGUUUUAACUUAAAACGAUGCAGGAGGUAGUUUCUUCAAGAAUUUUAAAUUAUAGACUUACAAUUAUAUCCCCAUAAAGGAAGUGGGGGAAAAAUGAAAAAUAAAUUACAGUGUAUUUUUCCAAGUGAAUAAAUUUGUUUUGAAUACUUUUAAAGUUUAGAGACUUAGUCACGCCUUCCUAUGGUGGCUGAGAUGAAACCUGGGCCUGUUCUCUCUCUUUAGCUUACAUUUUGGAAGAGACUUAAGUUUGUCUUGUGCUGAGAGCCUCCAGUCUCAGUGAGUUAAUAAGGAUAAUAAGGCAGCCACAUCAGGGCCACAGCUCUUCCCCCCUGCACCCCCCCCCCAACAGAGCUUGGGGGCCGCUGCCUCAAGGAGGCUCUCAGGAUCCCAGACUUGGUCAGGGAGAGUCUCUGCUUCUUUUACCGUUUUCCUGGUACAUGCUAAGGCGACAAAGAGAAAAUAACUGAUGCCUCACCUUUGAAGUGGCAGGUCCCAAGACUUGCCUUCUUAUGUAGCCCUGCCUUUUAGACCCUGGUGCAUUCACAGGACACUAGGAUCUGGCCCCUUACUAUCAGGAGAACAGCCAGAUAAAACAAAUAUAUAUGCAUACCUAUAAGUAUACAUGUAUGCUUAUAUACACAUUCAUAUGCAAACACAAGGACACAUGCGCUCAAUCAGUCGUAGAAUUAUAAUCAUCUGUUGCUCUGUCCACCAUAUAUAAAACUUUAAAAAUAAGAUAAAGAGAAAUAAAAUGAAACACAGUCAAUCUAAAAGGCUAGCUCUGUUUCCCGCGGAUACAGCUGAGGUCAAAUGUGCUCUGUAAGAAUACGUUUUACCUCCUACACAUACCUAUGGACGUAUACUGUUUGUAAAGGAAGUCUGCUUAUUCAGUGAUCCAUCAGUGAUCCUGAUUGCCUCAAAGAAAUGUAUUGACUAACCAAGAAGUCAGCUGCUCUCCGUUUAUUUUAUUACAAAAAGGGAGUCAUAUUGGUUCAUCGUAAGCAUCUCAAUUCAUAAUACACAGCUAAUUUUAAAUAAUUUGGGGUGUUUUUACUUUUAUGUUUUUAUUGUGUAAAAUGGUUUUUGUUUUUUUCCAUUAUAGCUGGUUUACCGUGGUCUGUCGAUUUUCUGCUGUACUGCAAGGUGACCCAGGCACACAUACAUAUAUACAUUCUUUUUCUCACAUUAUCCUCCAUCAUGCUCCAUCAUAAGUGACUAGAUACAGCUCCCAGUGUUAGAGAGCAGGAUCUCAUUGCUUAUCCAUUCCAAAGGCAAGAGUUUGCAUCUGUUAAUUUGGGGUGUUUUUAAACCUUUAUUUAAAAUGGUUAAAAAGGAGUUCCCAUCAUGGCGCAGUGGUUAACGAAUCCGACUAGGAACCAUGAGGUUGCGGGUUCGGUCCCUGCCCUUGCUCAGUGGGUUAACGAUCCGGCGUUGCCAUGAGCUGUGGUGUAGGUCGCAGAUGCGGCUCGGAUCCCAUGUUGCUGUGGCUCUGGCCUAGGCCAAUGGCUACAGCUCCGAUUCGACCCCUAGCCGGGAAACCUCCAUGUGCCGCGGGAGCGGCCCAAGAAAUAGCAAAAAGACAAAAUAAAUAAAAUGGUUAAAAAGCUGACCCCAGUAAAAGUUAAAUUUUUAUCCACAAAUGCCUACUAAAUAAUAAAAAGUUUUGACACAGAUUGCUUUUAUGAGUGAAAAGAAAUAAAAAUUUGUUUUAAUGAGGAUAAUGCUGAGCAAGCAUUAAAAAAAUGACUGCUCUCAGCUCACGUUUCCUACAAACAGUGGAACAUUUUUGGCUCAUGUUUAUCUUACAGAUUUCUCACUCUGUAUAUUUCUAGAAGGGGCUACAUAGAGCCAUUGCAUUGGGAACAAAUGCAAAUCCAAUCCAAUGCAAAAAUGCAUAAUUCGUGGCUUCCCACCAAGGGCAGACAAUAACCCCGGUGAUAGACUCUAACCAAAGGUAUAAAGUUCCUCACAUUUAAGAUUUGUGUAAUAUAUUAAACACUUAAAAUACCAGCAAAUGCUGCUGUUCUUUGGGACAUCCUUUUGCUCUUCUCUUCUGCCAAAGUCACAGCAAGAGGAGAGAUGGUAUAUGGCAGAUUUUUAUUUCUGUGUCCUUGUGAAGAGAAUUAGCUAAAUUCAACUGCCAUGAGGUAGCAAUCAAUUUUUACGUAGCAAAUCCAUGACACUAAUUUCUAAUUUCUGCUGAAUUCAAUAAUGCAGUCUGUGAUCCAUUUUGCCAUUUUUGCUACAGUAUUCAGUCUGUAAACUUCUGAGAAAAAUAUGUGUAAUUUGCUGCCCAAGGUUUUCUGAUUUUUUUUCUCUUACUCUUCUUCUUAUGGGGAAAGAGGGAGCAACGACUUGUAUAAGCAGUGUUGCUGGCGUACAUUUUGAAGAAUAAUCUUAUCUAAAACGUAUCUGUUAUUCAAACUGCAUAACGUUAAAUGUAAGAAUAGUGAACGUCUCUCUGCUCUUUUUUGCACUCUGUAAUUGCACUUUUUAAGUUUGAAGAGCCAUUUUGGUAUACAGUUUAUAUUAAAGAUGCUAUGGAACAUAAAGUUGUAUUACACACAGUUUAAAGUAACUUAUUUGACAAUGAAUUUUAUCAGCGUACUGAAUUGUAUCAAUUUGUUUGUGUUCAAUAUCAGCUUUGAUAAUUGUGUACCUUAAGAUAUUGAAGGAGAACGUAGAUAUUUUACAAGAUGUUAUUAAUUUUUAUUUAUUUUUUUGGAAACUGGAAAAAAGCACAAUUGAAAAAUAAAAAUGCAUUAAACACCUUG